GCGCCGCUCGAUCCCGCACGUCGGGGCAGCUGGGAAGUUGCUGGGAGAAGGGCGAGGGCCAGUUUUGAGAGACGCCUUCCCGAAUUACCAUGCAAGAAGCGCUGGAACCUGGGGUCCCAGCUGCCUGCCCAGAGGAGUGCUUGGACAAGCGUGACUUGAUCUCCCUCUUGUGGAAAAUUACUGGAACUAAGUUCGUGCGUUACUAAAAGAGGCAAAGAGCCGCGCUGACUGACAAAUGAUGGCAGAUGUCACCAUGACACCUGCUGCUCUCGGUGGUCCCCAAGGAGCCGAGGAGAUGGACUCACUGAUAGUACUGCAUUACAAUUACACAGGAAAGCUUAUUCUAAGAGAAAAGGCAACUGAUAAGAUAGACCUGCCAACUAUUGCGUUUCUCAUCUUGUGUAGCUUUAUUGUCCUUGAAAACUUGAUGGUGUUGAUUGCCAUUUGGAAAAACAAUAAAUUUCACAACCGCAUGUACUUUUUUAUUGGCAAUCUAGCUCUCUGUGAUCUUCUAGCUGGGAUCGUUUACAAAGUAAACAUACUAAUGUCCGGGAAGAAAACUCUGAGCUUAUCCUCCACAAUCUGGUUCAUUAGGGAAGGCAGCAUGUUUGUUGCUCUAGGAGCUUCCACUUUCAGCUUAUUAGCAAUAGCUAUUGAGCGGCAUUUGACUAUGAUUAAAAUGAGGCCUUACGAUGCAAACAAGAAAUACCGAGUGUUCCUACUCAUUGGAACGUGCUGGCUGAUCUCAGUGUCCUUGGGUGCCUUGCCCAUCCUCGGCUGGAACUGUAUAAACAACUUAUCAGAUUGCUCAACGAUUUUGCCUCUUUACUCCAAGAAGUAUGUUGCAUUCUGCAUAAGUAUCUUCAUAGCCAUUUUGGUAGCUAUUGUUAUCCUUUAUGCACGUAUCUACAUCCUUGUGAAGUCAAGUAGCCGCAACGUCACUAACCACAGCAACUCAGAGCGCUCCAUGGCUCUCCUUAGGACUGUUGUGAUUGUCGUUGGUGUCUUCAUUGCUUGUUGGUCACCUCUCUUUAUUCUGUUCCUUAUUGACGUAGCCUGCAGAGUCAAGGAAUGCUCUGUCUUGUACAAAGCCAACUGGUUUAUUGCUUUGGCUGUCAUCAAUUCUGCAAUGAAUCCCAUCAUCUACACCUUGGCCAGUAAGGAAAUGCGUCGGGCUUUCUUUCGCCUUGUUUGUGGGUGCCUGGUGAAAUCCAAAGUUGCCAGAUCCUUGCCUAUUCAGCCCACGCCAGAUCAAAGUCGAAGUAAAUCCAGCAGCAGCAAUACCCAGAAGCCAAAGGAUGACUUCCCACAGAUGAAUGUUCCCUCAUGUAUCAUUGAGAAAAAUGAAUCUUCAUUUCAGAACGGAACCUUCUGUAAAUAAAGGACUCCUCCAGACAUGGACUUUUCCGUGUUUUUUAGCGUUAAACUACAGUGGAGUUCCAAUGUUCAUGCACUUAAAUCAUAGGGGAAAACACUAACCACUUAUUUAACUUUGAGGACUUAUUUAUCAGCAGACCUUUGCUUUGGGUAUUCAUUCAGCAACACAUCUGACUGAGAAAAACUUUGUGCUACUCACCCAACACCUGGGGCAGCGUGCAGGCAUGUCCAGCAACAUUGUACACCCUGAUGAUAUUGCAUAUAUAUGACUAUAUAUGGGCUGCCUGACCUUGCAAGACAUCUCUAAAAUCUAUCAGAAUCAUCAUUAUUCACUAAGCAUUGCUGAUGAUCAGAAAAUGAGCCAAACUAUUCCUGACUGGGAAAAAAAGGCUUAUUAUAUAUGUGGGAUAUUAUAGUUCUCAAUAUGUAUCGUGCUGUUCUGUUAAUGGCCUUACAUGUAUGGGGGAUAAAUAGCUGUGUACUUCUACACAGCUUAGAAGUACACAUUCUUUAUUAAAAAGUCAUUGUAUGGCAAGAGUUUACAAUAUGCUAAACAUUGUACUGCAGUAUACAGUGUAAGAUGACCAAUUAUAUAAGUAGGUAGAUAUGUUUCAAAGAGAGUGUUUGAAAAUGUAUGAAGAAGUAGCUUUAUACUGACAGAGGAACUUUAACAUGCCAUAUCAAUGCAGUAUUUUUUUUCUUUGCUGUUACUCAAAAGUUUCAUGUUCAAAAAAGACAACAUGACAGUUGUCACAGUGACAUUUCACAACUUAUAAACAAAUAGUAGAAAAUAACAGUAGCAAAUAAAAACUGAGAAAGGAUAUAUACAGUUUGUUACUUAAAAUAGCAAAAUGUGACCCAACAAUAGACAUAUAUUAAGUGUAUGUACUAUUUCAAUGCAUAUAUUUUUACUUACUAUUUUCAAUGUAUUUAAAAAUGUAUGUCAAUCUCAUGUAAACCUGUGUAUAUUGUAAAUGCACUACCUAAGCUGAGAUUCUUCAGUCCUGAAAGGAAGAAGCAUCAUUUCAGAAAGCAACAAACCACAACAAUGUGCUCUGGAGAGUUCCUAGGUUUUUCUCCAGGCAAUGCUGUGACAUGGGAUCAUAUUAUGGAAUCAGUCAAGGAGGAAUAGCCACCAACAGAAAAAAAAAAUCCAGUCUGCCCGUGGGACCCUACACUUUUCUCUGUGUGCUUUUGCAGACACGAGAAGGAAGAAACAAGACAGGAUCACAGCGAGAUAAACAUCUCCUUAUAUACCAUAACCCUGCUUUGGAUCUGGAAUGAGAACCUAUUCAGUUUGGAAGACCUUCUACCAUCCUGGAGCCCCAAACUUAACACUUUUCAGUGGCUAUUCUAGAGAAACCUCUAUG
Molecule: messenger RNA, 2747 nt
Organism: Nothoprocta perdicaria
Lineage: Eukaryota; Metazoa; Chordata; Aves; Tinamiformes; Tinamidae
Gene: S1PR3
Product: sphingosine-1-phosphate receptor 3
Exons: 2
Coding region: 236-1381 (381 amino acids)
Biological process (GO): G protein-coupled receptor signaling pathway
Cellular component (GO): membrane
Molecular function (GO): sphingosine-1-phosphate receptor activity
Source: RefSeq, a predicted model, not a curated record